This is a messenger RNA of Gopherus flavomarginatus (Mexican gopher tortoise), 5308 nucleotides long. It is a transcript of the gene UBAC2, whose product is annotated as UBA domain containing 2. Gene Ontology annotation, molecular function: protein binding; serine-type endopeptidase activity. The record is from RefSeq and is a predicted model, not a curated record. The transcript has 9 exons. The coding region runs from base 322 to 1356 and encodes 344 amino acids. Lineage: Eukaryota; Metazoa; Chordata; Testudines; Testudinidae.
CUAGCCCCAGGGCAGGGGCGAUUCAGCAGCUUAACCCCAGCGCACCAAUGAGCGCGCAGUGGGGCGGCGUAGGGCGCGAGCGUCGGCCGGGGGACGCUGGCGGCUCCCGCGCUCUCCGCCUCGGGCGACCUGCAGGGCGGCGGCGGGACCUGUAGAGGGUGCCGGGGUUUCACUGACGGACCGGUUUGGCCCAUCCCGGCCGCCUUACAGCUCGUCCCCGGGCCCCGCCGAGCUCCUCGGGCUGGCUCCAGCCUCCUGGGGCUUCUCGGGAGACUCCCCGGCGGCCGGGCCGGGCGCCGCUCCCCGCCAAGGCCGCGGACCAUGUUCCCCAGCACCGGCUCCAACGGGCUGUAUAAAGCACCUCUGUCAAAGAGUCUUUUAUUAGUCCCAAGUGCCCUGUCGGUUCUAUUGACUCUGCUCUUCCAACGUUAUCAGAAGUUCUUCACGUAUAACCUACAAGCUGUAAAAGAGGAUUUUCAGAUUUGGAGACUUGUAUUUGGGAGAACGAUAUGUCUUGAUCUGAAAGAUACAUUCUGCAGUAGCUUGCUCAUUUAUAACUUCAGGAUAUUUGAAAGAAGAUAUGGCAGCCGAAAAUUUUCAUCCUUUUUAUUGGGCUGCUGGAUGCUGUCAGCUUUAUUUGAUCUUCUCUUUGUAGAAGUUGUGCAAUAUGCAUUUGGCAUCACCAUCAGCAGUUUGCCUUCUGGAUUCUUGGGUCCUGUAUUUGCUCUGUUUGUACCAUUUUUUUGCUCUAUUCCAAGGAUGCAAGUGACACAAAUAUUAGGCCAAUUUCCCAUCACAAACAAGACAUUGGUCUAUAUACUGGGUUUACAGCUUGUAACCUCUGGUUCCUACAUCUGGAUUGUAGCCGUAAGUGGACUGAUUUCUGGGAUGUGCUACAGCAGUAGUGUGCUAAAAGUUCAUCAGGUGCUUUGUGUUCCCAGCUGGCUAGCAAAAAUAUUUUCUUGGACUCUUGAACCAAUAUUCUCAUCUGCAGAACCAUCCAAUGAGAUUCGAGUAGGAAUGGGAGCAACAGUGGACAUCCAGAGACAGCAGAGAAUGGAAUUACUGGAUCGUCAAAUCAUGAUGUCUCAGUUUGCACAGAUGAGACGGCAAAGACAACAGCAGGGCAGGGUGAUUAACUGGAAUCGAAUCCUUCCUCCUUUACGUCGUAGACAUAAUGCAAAUUAUCAAGAUAAUGGCCAGUCUGAGCAAGAGGCACCUCCAACUGCUGAAGUUUCUGAGGAACAGGUUGCACGACUUAUGGAAAUGGGAUUUUCAAGGGUAGAUGCUUUGGAAGCUCUGAGAGCUUCAAAUAACGACCUUAAUGUAGCUACCAACUUCCUACUGCACCACUGAUGAUUGCCUGUGAAGAAAAACUUCUUCAGCAAGAGGAUCAAAGCCACCUCUGGAUAGACUCAUAAAGAGCAAAAGCCAAGGAGAAGAAAUGUCUACUAUACGCGAUGUUUCAAAGUAGUGUUAAUGGAUGGCACUGACUGUUCCUAAAUCUCCAAAUAAAGUGGUAGUUACUGUUCUGGUUAUUCUUUAAAAGUAACUUUUAUCUCUAUAUGUUCUGUGAUAUCCUCAAAUUUUAUUUUAAAAAAUUUGUGUCUUUCUUUUUUAAAUCAGUAUCAGACAUAUUAUUAUUCCUAAUAACUAGGAUAUACAGAAGCAACUCAAACUACUGCAAACAGCUAAAUUUACCUAUCAGGAAAAAUUAUAAUUCUAUUCUUUUUCUCAGUUUCUUUGCUCUAAAACUGCAACUCUACAUUAUUUUACAGUAUUUUGAUUUUUGAUCACGGUAAUGAGAAAAUGUGGUGGGUAAUGUCAUUUCUAUAAAGAAUUAUGGGACUAAUAUUUCAUUCAUCAAUAAGUUUUAUUAAUGUUUGUAAUAUUUUCUCUCUCUCAAAAUCCUUUUUAAAUAAAAGUUGUAAUUCAGUACCAUAAUUCAUGUAGGAUACCAGAACUGUUACAUGUAUAUUGCAGGUUACAUUAAGUGACUGGUAUAAAUUUAAACUAUACAAAUUGUGUAGUUAACUUUACAGAUCAGAUAACAUAAAAAUACUUGAAUGGAAGGAGUAAAAGGGAAUUUGCUGAUUACAGUAAGAUCAUACCUGACAUCAUUAAUCUGAUUUGGGCCCAUUUUCAUGGUAACAUGAUGGAAUGUUUAGUAUGCUGCAUGUUAGUUUUGCUUUUUUUUGAGCAGCCUAUACAUUUCUUUAAAAGAAAAAUACAAACCAGGCAGAGGAAAAGACCAUUCUUCUGGUUCUGUCUGGUCUUAGUUUAAUGCCGUUAUAGAUACGGACCACCCUCGGUGUACUACUGGAGGCUGUACUUAACUGUCAGUCACUGAGUGGAAGCCUAGCCUUUGGAAGGAUUGAGUCAAGCCAACAGGAGUCUAAUGGCAGGGGAGCAAGAAAUGGGUUUUAGAGUUUAAAAUGAUAAAUAUACCUAUUUCACCUCUUUUUCGGAAGUGCUGUGCCUCACCAGCUUGGGAGUUUCUGGGUACGCAGCACCUCUGCAAAUCAAGCCAGUUAUUAUGGAGGUGCCAAUUCUGGCUCCAUUAUUAAAGUUAAGUUGAGUUUUGCACUUAAAUGUAUCAUGUACAUGUGCAACAUGUAUUUUAUAUAUGUGCAUGCUGUAUGUAUUAUACAUAUAUGAUUGAAAACAGGACUGAACAUGUCAGGAAGAAUGAAGUGGAAGGAGUAAGAAGUUGGAAGGAAAGAAGAGAACAGAGGGGGGAAAGAGGAGGGAGAACUACAUUUUAGAAAUUAAAAUGAGGGGAUAAUUGGGAUUUCUAAAAAUGGCAGCUUUACUGUAUUCUGCAAAAUGAACAGAAAAUAACAUCAGAUUUUGUUCACAUUUAGGUACAUAAUGUACUUAUAAUAAUACAGAUUAUUUUGCUCAUGUCUUAAUUUCCCUUGGACUGAUUAAGAGAUUUGAAAUGAGAGGCCAUUAUUUUAGCUUGUGAACAUUGUAACGUGAGGUAUUUGCAUACAGCUACAGUCUUUUUUGUAGACUCUUCCUGCAUUUUUAAGUGAAAGACUGUUUUGAUCACAUAAAGAUGACUGGCAUUUUUCCUGCAUGGGUUAAGGAGAUGUCUGGAGUCAGUUAAGUCUGAAAACUGACUGGAUCACAAAAAGAAGCCCCGGAACCUUAAAAGGAAUCUUCAAAAAUGGCACGAUGAUUUGCAGCUCAGUUAAAACUUUUGAAGUAUACGUCUAAGAGGUCAUACUUUUUUAUUUUAAAAUAGAUGUAAAGUCUCCCCAUCACAAUCAGAAUAAUUGUAUAUUACAGGGGUAGGCAACCUAUGGCACAGGUGCCAAAGGCGGCACGCGAGCUGAUUUUCAGUGACACUCACGCUGCUCAGCUCCUGGCCACUGGUCUGGUGGGGGGGGGCUGUGCAUUUUAAUUUAAUUUUAAAUGAAGCUUCUUAAACAUUUUUAAAACUUUACUUUACAUAUAACAAUGGUUUAGUUAUAUAUGAUAGACUUAUAGAAAGAGACCUUCUAAAAAUGUUAAAAUGUAUUACUGGCACACAAAACCUUAAAUUAGAGUGAAUAAGUGAAGCCUCAGCACAGCACUUCUGAAAGGUUGCCAACCCCUGGUAUAAUAGGUGGCCAUAGAGGGUGAUAAAUAAUUGCAGAUAGAAUCAGUUACCCAUGUACGUAAUUAUGUAUUUAUAUAUUACCCAGUAAAACAUUAAAUAUAACAGAUACACUUCCAGAUACUGUCCUACUAUAGAAACAAGGGCCAGUAGAGCUGCAUCCAGAUUCCAUACAGAUUUAACACUCAGAAUGUGCAAGUAUGUAAUUAGAGUGCAAGUCAGGACUUUACUAGAGUAUUUGCAGAUUAAUAUUCUGUAGGUCUAAAUAUUUUAUUUUUGUUGUUUUGUAUUGCAGUGGUAUCCAGGUGUCCCAGUUCAGACCUAGGCACUCUUAAGAAUGUACAGACAUAUUGGAUGAAAUCCUAGCCUCACUGAAGUCAAUGGCAAAACUCACAUUGACUUCAAAGGAGCCAGGAUUUCACCCAUGGCGCCUGUCUUAAAAUGCUUGCAGUCUUCUGUAGUCUUCAUACAAAAACUUUUUUUUCUUUUUGAUCCCAGACACUACUGAAGAAAUUUGCAAGGUGAUUCUUUCAGCAAAGUGAGACUUGUAGAAAUUAGAGCUGGAAAAAAUAUGUUGGGUCACCUGCUGUAGACCAUCUCCAUGUAUGUGCAAGAUAGUUCCUUAGAGCAUAUUUACUAGUGCUUUGUCCAGUCUAAGUUUAAAUGUCUCAGAUGAUAUGGUUUCCAUGUGGAGUGCACGCCAGACAUUUUUUGAAGAGGCAAAAGAAAGUGUCUGCCCUUUCCCUUUAGCAGAAUACAAAUCAGUUUUCUAUAGGGAAAGGCUGCAAGGACGAAAUCUGGGCCCUGUUGAAGUCAGUGGCAAAAUUGUUAUUGACAUUAUUAAAGCCAUAGUCUCACCCAGAGGAUUUGUCUUCACUGCAGCUGGGAGCAUCCCAGCCCAGGUAGCAGACUUGCACUAGAUUCACUUGAGCUAGCAUGCUAAAAAUAGCAGGGUGGACAUGGCUCUGGCAGAGAUGGGCUAGCCACCCGAGCUCAGACCCAGGGUGUCGGGUGGGUUGAGAGCCUGAGUGCCGUCCAAGCCUCGAUGUCCAUUCUGCUGCUGUUAGUGCACCAACUUGAGUCCUGCUAGCAUGAGUCCAUCCAGCCGAGCUGGGAGGCUUUCUCUCAGCUGCAGUGUAGACAUAUAGACAGAGUCUCAAGUAGUGGUUGCUAUUACAGAUUUCACUAAGGCUAAGAACAUUCUUUAAUGAUGAAGCUUCUGUUGAUCAGAAUAAUUUAUCAGAGUGAGAUCUUUAACUGUCGUAUGGUAUUUGGGAAAUGCACAGAGCUUUCCAUGGGAUGACUGCAGAACUCUACAGUGGGAACAUCAGGUUCCCAGAGUCUUCCCUUUCUUUUAAGGUGCAAUAUGGUGGAGCUGUUUUCAGAAAUGUCCUCCUCUCACAGCAUAGGGGACAGAGAUUACUACCUCUCAAAUAAUUAAAUUUACAGUAACAUUUAGCUUCUUAUAUACAUAGCUGUGCUAUAUAGUGCCUAUUGAUGCCUUAAAGAACUAAUUAUUUAAGCAAAAGAUUAUGUGCAGUUAUUUUUGUAUGAAAACAAGCAAUAUACAUCCUAGGAAUGCUGAGACACUUGGCAAAAUAGCCAGCCAUCUUACAUGUGGUUAUAAUGCUGUAUAUUACUCUGGAAAAUCUCAUUGUGACUAUAAUAUGGGUUUGUUACAAGAAAAUUAAAAAGAUACAUUCC